Messenger RNA from Paramecium tetraurelia, 1392 nucleotides. RefSeq lists its product as uncharacterized. The transcript is spliced from 2 exons. The record is from RefSeq and is a predicted model, not a curated record. NCBI's taxonomy places the organism in Eukaryota, Ciliophora, Oligohymenophorea, Peniculida, Parameciidae.
AUGAUAAUAUUCUUGAUUAUAUAAAUUUCAAAAUAAUUGAUUGUAGAUGACACCAAGAUAUAUAGAUACAGUCAUCAAUUACAAAUAUCAUUACCCACUGCGAUUAAUGCUGAAUUGAUACCAACCAAUGAAUAAUGUCAGAUAUAUAAACCAAUCAUCCAGAAUAACCUCGACUAACUCAAAAUCAUAGAGGACAACGUGAUCAAUAUAGAUUUCAUGGAUGAGACUCAAUUCUAUUUUCAUUAGUUCAUAGCAAUUAUUUAAAAGAAUGAUACUCAAUUUUGGAUCAUAAGUGACAACCUCAAACUAUACUAAAUUGAUGCGCAACAACGUUAAACAAUUGAUAUUAUCAACCUGUCCGAUUAUUUAUCCAAAGAUUUCGAUGUCUCCUUUUUUAAAGACAAGUUCAACAAUAUUUUUAUUCAUCAACAAGACUCCAUCCUAUUGAUUACCAACAGGACUAUAAUACCCUACUUUCUCAUCAAUAGAGGACAAAGGCAUCAAACAAUUUACCAUCUUAACAACUACAUCAUAACUGCCGUUGGUCCCUAUGGUUUUGACAUCUACGAAAUCCACUACAACUAUCCAAACCAAGAAAUCGCAAUCAAACAUCAUUCCAGUGCUGUGCAUCUACAUCUGCAUCCAAUAGGCAUUAGUUAUAAUAAAAUAGAGCCCAACAAACUGUUCAUUUUGGAUCAAAAGCUCGGAUUAAUCGUAGCUGAACUGAAUGACAAAGGAGUAAUAAAUCUAGACUCCCAACACCCUCUAGAUUUCAACAAUCCUGACAAGAUUCAAACAACCAACAAAUUCAUUUACAUAUCAUCGAAUGUUCAAUUGAAUAAAUAUGACAUUCUCACUUACAAAUUAAUAAGUAUUCAAAAGUUGAAAAAUAUCCAGAAACUGUAAACAAGUGAAACUCAAGAAGAAAUUGUAGUUCUAGGAUUCAAUACGCAUUACAUUGAAGAUAUGGAAUGGAAAUUUAUUGGAUUGCAUGAUCUCAUCUUGAAAGACAAAAAGGUCGUCGCAGUUACUGGAACUAACUUUUACAUAGGCAAUAUCAUUAAAUUGCCAUUUCGGAUAUUAUGUUCACAUGUCCAAAAUAGUGAGGAGUAAUAAUUCACUUUAUUUUACAAUACUACAAAUGAAUAACACGUUCAAUAGUUGAUUGUCUAAAGGAUUGAGGGUAAUUAAUACAAUCCAAUCGUCUAGUUGUUGGUGAGUUUUUGUUUCGUUUUGAUAGUGCUUCUACUCUUUGGUAUUUAUGAUUUUUAUUAUUAAGUGUGUCUCUAUAUCAACAAACUUAGAUCGAUUCAUUUGUAACAUGAGAGAAUCAGAAAAAAACUCGAAAACUAAUAACAUACAAGAAUAACUAUGAACAGUUAGAUGUAUUGA